Messenger RNA from Hyposmocoma kahamanoa, 612 nucleotides. RefSeq names its product facilitated trehalose transporter Tret1-like. Gene Ontology annotation, cellular component: membrane. The transcript is spliced from 3 exons. Gene Ontology annotation, molecular function: transmembrane transporter activity. The annotation marks the transcript as partial. NCBI's taxonomy places the organism in Eukaryota, Metazoa, Arthropoda, Insecta, Lepidoptera, Cosmopterigidae. The record is from RefSeq and is a predicted model, not a curated record. Gene Ontology annotation, biological process: transmembrane transport.
GCGCUCACCCCGCGCGGCCGCCGCGGUCGCCGAGCGGAGUCCGCGUUUGCUGCCGCGCAGUGACCGCGUGCGUCUAUGGUCCUACCAGCAUUCUCCUACGGUGCAGGAGUGGGCUGGAUGUCCCCCAUGUCCUCCCUACUCAUGUCCGAGAAUUCCCCCGCGAAGGCUCCCGUCCACGAAGAGGUGAUAUCCUGGAUGGCAUCAGCGCCUUACUUCCUCGGUACUCCAGCUGUCUUCCUCUUCGGUUUCAUUGUCGACAAUCUCGGAAGGAAGAAGGCGUUGUUGUUUACUUCUUUUUGUAUGUCCGUGUGCUGGGGCCUAAAACUGUUCUCAACAGAAACGUGGGCUUUAAUAACUGCCCGAGCCAUAUUGGGUUUCGGUGUUGCUGGCUGCUACGUAGUAACACCGUUAUACAUCAAGGAAAUAAGCGAAGAUUCUAUCAGGGGCACUCUUGGGACCUUAGUGGUUUUAUCGCAGAAUUUGGGUAACCUUUGCGUAUAUGUAAUGGGAGAAUAUAUGAGCUAUUAUGCGGUACUGUGGAUAUGUUUGUCUGUGCCCCUGGUGCAUAUGUUGGUGUUCUCUACGAUGCCAGAAACGCCUUCUUAUUUGCUG